AUGGAACAGCUCUUCAGUUUCAGACUCGGUUUGCAGCUUCUCCGGCGGCGCACGGUUGAGACGGGAGAAAAGAGGCUCGGUGAGGUCCCAGAGAGGCUCGGUGAGGUCCCAGAGAGGCUCGGUGAGGUCACAGGCCGGCUCGGUGAGGUCACAGAGAGGCUCGGUGAGGUCACAGGCCGGCUCGGUGAGGUCACAGGGCGGCUCGGUGUCCAUCAGGCUCUGAAGACCUGUGUGUACGCUCUGAGGACCUGUGUGUACACUCUGAAAACCUGUGUGUAUGCUUUGAAGACUUGUGUGUACACUCUCGAGACCUGUGUGUACGCUCUGAGGACCUGUGUGUACGCUCUGAGGACCUGUGUGUACACUCUGAAAACCUGUGUGUAUGCUGUGAAGACCUGUGUGUACACUCUCAAGACCUGUGUGUACGCUCUGAGGACCUGUGUGUACGCUCUGAGGACCUGUGUGUACACUCUGAAAACCUGUGUGUAUGCUGUGAAGACCUGUGUGUACACUCUCGAGACCUGUGUGUACGCUCUGAGGACCUGUGUGUACGCUCUGAGGACCUGUGUGUACACUUUGAAAACCUGUGUGUAUGCUGUGAAGACCUGUGUGUACGCUCAGAGGACCUGUGUGUACGCUCUAAGGACCUGUGUGUAUGCUCUGAGGACCUGUGUGUACGCUCUGGAGACCUGA
Molecule: messenger RNA, 693 nt
Organism: Knipowitschia caucasica
Lineage: Eukaryota; Metazoa; Chordata; Actinopteri; Gobiiformes; Gobiidae
Source: the annotation of a GenBank genome assembly